AUGACAAAGCAAGAAAUCCAGCUCAGCACCACCAGCAGCACCACCAGCAGCACCACCAGCAGCACCACUAGCAGCACCACCAGCAGCACUACCAGCGCUAGCGAUAAAUCGAGCAGCGGAGUAAGAGGACCAGAGAAAGCAGUAGGAGGUGCAGCUCGCAAGCACAUACCCCUCACCAUCAGAGUCCCUCCCCCGACGCACCUGUCCCCUCCCGCCGUCACAGCCAUGACGGUCUCUGUAGCUCCCACUGCUGCUGCUGCACAGCCACCGGGUCUACAGGACUUCUCCCCAAGAGACAUGGCCCACGACCUCAUGGCGGGGCUUGUGGCGACAACGACGAUGACGACGGGGUACAUAUGGGAUAUUGAUGCCCUGGUUCUGCUACAGGCCGCGGCGGAGGACUUUUUGAAUGGGGUUACGGAGGUUGAGUGUAAGUCCCCUAGCUCUAGUAUUCUUCUUUGUGAGUGCCUGCCCGCUGAUUUGAGGUUGAAAGUGGGUGGGAUGGCGGAGGAUCUUGAGAAUUUUGUGAGGGGUUUGGGGCAGCAGUAUUGA
This is a messenger RNA of Morchella importuna, 552 nucleotides long. RefSeq lists its product as uncharacterized. Bases 1 to 552 code for a protein of 183 amino acids. The record is from RefSeq and is a predicted model, not a curated record. Lineage: Eukaryota; Fungi; Ascomycota; Pezizomycetes; Pezizales; Morchellaceae. The transcript has a single exon.